AUGAGAAAAAGAGCUGUUCGGAUAUUAGCCAUUAAGCAUGAAAAAGUAGCCAAUCAAAGAAAAGAUUUAGCCCAUAAGUUAAGUCGAGAAUUAGUUAAGAAAUACGACCUAAUAGCCCAUGAAAAAUUACAAGUAAAGAAUAUGGUGAAAAAUAAAUUGGCAGAAACUGGUAAGAGAGUAGUCGAAGUUGAAGCACGAAAUACUAGUCAAAUAUGUAGCAAUUGUGGUGAAUUAAAAGAACCGAAAUUGAAAUUAAGUCAACGAGUAUUUAAGUGUUCCAAUGGUGAUUACAAAGAUAAUCGAGAUGUAAAUGCUGCUCGUAAUAUAUUGAAACGAGCAGAAUUAAGAAUUAAUGGAAGCGAUUUUGAUAAAUCACGACAAGAGUUAGGUACUAGCCUUCCAGGAGCAGUCUCAUUAGAGGCUUUGUAG
Messenger RNA from Ambispora gerdemannii, 429 nucleotides. NCBI's taxonomy places the organism in Eukaryota, Fungi, Glomeromycota, Glomeromycetes, Archaeosporales, Ambisporaceae. The record is from the annotation of a GenBank genome assembly.